Molecule: messenger RNA, 855 nt
Organism: Paramecium sonneborni
Lineage: Eukaryota; Ciliophora; Oligohymenophorea; Peniculida; Parameciidae
Source: the annotation of a GenBank genome assembly
UAUGAAUCCAAUUGACACUAGAUAAAUAUUGAAUUGGGAUUAAGUAAAGGUUCAUCUUUAACCAAAUUUAUGCAUUGAAUGUUAAUUGGUUCCAUAAUAACCUCUUUAAUGUUAUCGAUGUUAAAAGUUAUUGUGUUAAACUUGUCAUGGAGAUCUAAAAUAGAAAUCAAGAGGGCCAAAAAUAUUUUGUUAGAAAUGCAAAGCAUUGAAUUAUUUCAAUCCUGCAAACAAUGCAAUUUAUUAGAGUUACCGAGAUAUGGUAAUAGGAUGUGUAAAUCGUCGAUAUGGUUGUAAAGUGACACUGGACUACAAGAAGUAUUAGAAACAUGUUGAAGAAUGUGAUUUUUAACGUAUUCCAUGUCCAUCACCAGGUUGUUUUGUAACAACAUUAAAAAGAGCAAAAGGAGAUCACUUAUCUGUCUGUGAAUAUGUAAUAGAAACAUGUUAAUAUUGUAAUAAGUAAUUCAAUCGUAAAUCAAUGACUUAUCAUCAAGUAUCAAUUUAGUUAUAAUUAAAUGAUAGGAAAAGUGUAAUGGAAAAGAUGCGUAACAGAUUGAUUUAGCAUCACUAAAGUCGGACUUCCUACGACUGAGGAGUAAAUUAGAUGCUGCCAUUUCUUAAUUUGAAUAAUCAACAGAAAUCACAAUGUUAGAAUAGAAAGUAAUCAAAUAGUAGUUAGAGAUCUAACAACUGAAGAAUAAUAUUAAUUAAUGAGUUAUUAAGAAUAUGAUUAUCUUCGUAGUAGACGGAUGUAAGUCUUUACAAUAGUAGGGCAUUUUCACUCCAUAAAUAAAGAUUAGCUAGUAUCAAAGGAUAUGAAAAUAAAUAAAUCUCUAGUGUUGUAACCAGAGUAGA